This is a messenger RNA of Monosiga brevicollis MX1, 2400 nucleotides long. RefSeq lists its product as uncharacterized. Lineage: Eukaryota; Choanoflagellata; Craspedida; Salpingoecidae. The coding region runs from base 1 to 2265 and encodes 754 amino acids. Gene Ontology annotation, biological process: meiotic cell cycle; cytoplasmic microtubule organization; spindle assembly. The record is from RefSeq and is a predicted model, not a curated record. The transcript is spliced from 18 exons. Gene Ontology annotation, molecular function: gamma-tubulin binding; microtubule minus-end binding. Gene Ontology annotation, cellular component: equatorial microtubule organizing center; centrosome; spindle pole.
AUGUCUAGUGCGGCCGAGGCCGAUGGCUUUCUAGCCGUCCUUGGACACUUGCGCCAAAAUCAACAUCUCUACCAUGCCCUCAGUGAUCGAGUACCUCCCUCCGCCCCCUCUGGCUCAGACGCCCAACCGCCAACCCACGAGACCAAUGCCAGUGGGCCCAUCGAUAUCGACCAGAUCCGUGAGCGCUUGGCCCGCUUCAAGCAAACCGAACAAGCCAAGUCGGCCGACACCUCCCUUGGUCACCCAUUAGCUCAAGUGCCAGCUGCUCUUCCUCCAGACUCGAGCUGGCUGCGCUCGCGCCCAUUUCACACCACGGCCUUCUCAACCAUCAAACUCGUCGCCAAGACCCCGGCAACCCCACUGAAUGAGCUCUCUCGAGAGCUUCAGGAGCUGGCCCUGGUCGACGAUCUCCUGUUCCUCCUGCUCGGCGUUGAGGGCCGCUACAUUCGAUCCUCCUUUGCAGAGGAGCAGAGCGAGAAUCUAUAUCUCGAACGAGAUUUUUCUCUUGACCAGAUUACAGACGCUGCCUUGCGCGAGCUUACCAGCAAGAUCUUGACCGUGUGCCAAGACUAUAAUUACAUUGGGCGACUGAUUGAUGAGUUUGGACGCUUCCAACAGGGUGCCACCAAUCAGGCUUUGUCCGGAGCGUUGCAGCGUUUUAACCGCGACUACCUGGUCCUUGAGGGAUGCCGCGGCGCUGACACCCUAAGCGCAUUGCACAUGGCCUGCGCGGCCGCCACCGGUGACGAUGUAACCAAGAUAACGCUUCAGGGGAUCACUGCUGAGACGGCUCGUCCCUACUUUGCAUGCCUCUCUCGUUGGAUCUCCACUGGCGCCAUUGAGGAUCCCAGCGAGGAGUUUAUGGUGCAAGAGGCUCGCGAGUCAACCGGUCGCGUCAUCGCCUCGCCAGCCUACAGUGACUUUUACUGGAGCAAAAAAUACAGCCUCAAUCGCGAUCGCGUUCCCAUCUUUCUGACUGACUUGGCAGACGACAUUCUGACGAUCGGAAAGUGCCUCAACGUGGUCCACAGUGCCCGCCGUGACGAGACCCUGCCGCUCCCGGCAGAAGAUCUGUCCUAUGCCCCCGAAACUACAAUUUUGAGCACCAUUCUAACGCAGCGCAGUCUGCGGGCCAGUCAGCUGGCCGUGUCUCUCAUGUUCGAGCAAGGCGCCUUGGCUGAACGGCUCUUGCGCUUGCGAGACUACUUCUUCAUGACCAACGGCGACUUGUUUAUCCAUUUCUGGGACUGCGCACACGAGGAGCUGCGCAAAACAACGGAGCAUGUGUCCGUGGAACGUACCUCAACUCUACUGGAUUUGGCACAGCGAACAAGUACCGAGCGUUUUGCAGCUUUCCGCGAUGACUUUUCAUGUCGCUUCGCCUCCACCAACCUCGUCAGCGAACUCUUCCGGAUUAUGAAGAUUUCCGCGCAAAACGCUUCGCAGACAUCCUUCCUGAGCUUAGCAGAGGCAGAUUUUGACAGUGAGGCCGAAGGACCAACAGCAGCCUUUGAGGCCUUUUACAUCGACUACCACCCGCCCUGGCCCGUUUCCUUGGCCCUGGGCCGCAAGCUGCUGAGAAAAUACCAGAUUGUAUUUCGCCAUCUGUUUUACAUAAAGGUCAUUGAGACAGAUCUAUCGGCAAGCUACUCUUUCACAACGCCACAGCUUCGCGCCCAUCAUCUACCUUGGCUGAGCACAGCCUACGCCCUUCGCCUGCAAAUGCUAAACUUUGUACACAACUUGCAGUUUUACCUAUCAGUCGAGGUUCUUGAGCAGAACCACCGCAUAUUUAUGGAGCAGUUGCGAACGGCUAGUUCAUUGGACGAGAUGUGCCACAUGCACAAUGACUUUUUGGACUCGUGCCUCAAAGAGUGCUUGCUGACAGCGCCAGCGUUGCUCAAGAGUGUAAGCAAGCUUCUGAAAUUGUGUCAACUCUUCCGUGACUAUAUGGAGCGAUGGAUCCGUGCUGCCAGCUUGCGGUUGAUCAAGACAAGCCACGUGGUCCAGCAGCCCUCGGAUGACGUUCAGAUGGAAAAUGUUCGCAAAUUGCAAACCAAGUUUUUGGAACAUAUGUCCCAUCUGCUCGCUCAACUCACUCAAACAGCAGCCACUGAAAACAUGGCCAAGCUGGCCAAUCUCGUGGCGCGCUUCAAUACCAAUCGCUUCUAUCAAGAUGAGGUGAUGCAAGCAGAGCUCAUGCAGCGCAAAGCGCGACAUCAAUUUCCAGCAGGAGAAGAGGAGGAAGAGGAAGAAGAAGAGUAGAGCUGAGGAGCCGGCACGCGUGCGUGUGGCUGGCCAAGGACGGCUGGCUUGCAGCUGCACUCUAACAAGAGUGCGCUCCCUAUCAUGUCAACACGUGUUGGAAUCAUGUUUACACCAAUUUUAUUUUUCUGUGCC